Molecule: messenger RNA, 566 nt
Organism: Thecamonas trahens ATCC 50062
Lineage: Eukaryota; Apusomonadida; Apusomonadidae
Exons: 2
Coding region: 6-566 (186 amino acids)
Source: RefSeq, a predicted model, not a curated record
AGAGCAUGACUGGAAGAGUAGCAGCGGCGCAGGUUUGGCAAACGGUGUGGCUGAGUUUGGUGGUAGCUGCGGUGGUGGCGUCGGCAGUGGUCGGGACCGCGCAGGCGCGGCUGCCACAGGCCCAGCGGUGCUCCGGGUGCGAGGUGGUGGCCGGAGCGCUGGCUGGCUGGCUGUUUGACGAUCCGCCAGCGACGACGAUCGAGGUCGGCAGCGCGCUCAACGAUCCGACGUCGUACUCCAAGGUGGCGUAUGCCUCGUCGGAGCUGCGGGUGAUGGAGGCGGUGGAGGGGGUGUGCGGCGCGGUCCAUCGCGGCUCGGUGGCUGUGGUGUGGACGUACAACCGGGCUGAGCUCACCAACCGGACGACGCUGUCGGCGGAGGCCAACUCGACGUCGGCGCUACCUGGAGUGCCAAACGUGGCCAAGGCUCUCCGCGACGAGUGCCAUAUCAUGGUCGAUGCCCACGAGGAUGCGAUUGUGCAGGCGUUCUACGCCCACUACGAUUCUUGGAUCGAGGCCCGCGACGAUGCGGUCCGCGCUGUCGGCGGCGGCUCGCGCCGAGGCUGA